UCCACUUUAUUUAAAUUGUAAUUUCUCUAUGAAAGUGGUAUCGGAAUAAUAUUCAUCUUUAGUUCUAAGCGUUAUUUUACUAUAUAAGAGGAGAAAAUAUAAGAAAUUUGUGACCCACUUGUUAAGGAACCAUGGAAUCGAGUGCGGUAGAUUUCGUGGCACAAUCCUGCAUGGAUUUAUCAGAAGUACUGAACACCGCAGGAUCUGAAGCAGACAGGGAUAAUUUGAUUGUUAAUCAUAUAAAAAAAGUUUCGUCUGUAGUUACUGCUGUUGAGGAUUUCAAAAAAGAUUUAGAAUGGGUUAAUGUAUCGGAGCCUAUUUCUUUAUCACAGCACUGUAGUGACAAAAUAGUUGUACUGGACUUUUGGACAUAUUGCUGCAUUAAUUGUUACCAUGUUCUGCCUGAUUUGGCGCAUUUGGAAAAGCUGUAUAGUGUUGAAAAUGGACUUGUUGUGAUUGGAGUCCAUUGUGCUAAGUUUAACAAUGAAAAGGAUUCAUCAAAUAUUCUUGCGGCUGUUAGGAGGUAUAAUAUUCACCACCCUGUUGUCAAUGAUGCAGAUAGUUCAUAUUGGGAAGCUCUCGGAAUACAUUGUUGGCCUACAUUACUCAUAUUAGGUCCAGGGAAUAAACCAUUAUUUGUGCUAACUGGUGAAGGACAUAGAGAAGAGCUUGUAUCUUUUGUUGGUGUAGCUAUCCGACAUUUUGGUCUCCGUAUCUCCACAGCUGAAAUACCUAUGUCACCAUCUAAUUAUAUUAAACCCAAGGAUUGUGAUGUUUUACAAUUUCCUAGUAAGGUGGCAUUAAAUCCAUUCUAUCGUGGUAGAGGCGAGGAGCCGUUUCUAGCGAUUUCUGACACAGGCAACCAUCGUGUAAUUUUGACGGAUUGCUCUGGUAUAAUUUUGCGCAUUAUUGGCGGACCCGAACCUGGAUUUAAGGAUGGCAAGCUGAGCGAGGCGCGGCUGAACUCGCCUCAGGGCGUGUGCUGGUUGUCGGGCAGCGUGCUGGCCGUGUGCGACACCAACAACCACGCCGUGCGCGCCGUGCACCUCGACGACGGCACUGUCGAGGUCCUCGUCGGCACGGGGGAACAGUCGCACACCGGGGAUUUAGGAGGCAAGUGUCUCGGCAUGCAGGCGCUGUCGUCCCCGUGGGAUGUGGUGUUGUACACGACACCAGAUAUGGACAUGUCCAUCCGUCCGCAGCUGCCCCCGCCCCCGCCCGCCUCGCCCUCAGCCCCGCCCACAGCCCCGCCCUCAGCCCCGCCCUCAGCCCCGCCCCGACACACAGACAACCAGACUAACAACGACGACGAAAAAGAGAAAGACAAAAAAGAUGAGAAGCGUCGCGUGUUGCUGAUAGCGUGCGCUGGCUCGCAUCAGAUCUGGGCUCUCUUCCUCGACAACACCAUCUGGUGGAAAUAUAAAAGUUAUGCCGAAGGUACUUGUGUAUGUAUCGCGGGGUCUGGUGUGGAGGCUGCGCGGAACAGCGCAUACCCCAACACUGCCUGCUUCGCUCAGCCCUCCGGACUCACAUUGAGGACUGGUACGAGCCCGGAGAUGUUUAUCGCGGACUCGGAAAGUUCCUCCAUCAGAAGACUGACGUUGUCCACUGGACAAGUAUCUACGUUGUGCGGCGGCGACCGGAACCCUUUGAAUCUCUUCGCUUUCGGAGACGUCGACGAUAUCGGUGUGGAAGCCAAACUUCAACAUCCGCUGGGCGUCGCCUACUGCGAGGCUAACAAGACUCUGUACGUAGCGGACACUUACAAUCACAAGAUAAAGAAAGUUGACAUCGGACCUCAGAAAGUUACAACAUUGAAUCCGACUAUGAUCGAAACAUCGGACCCCGCCAUAUUCAACGAGCCGUCCGGCCUCUCCGCCAGCGCUGACGGAAAAUAUUUAUACAUCGCCGACACCAACAACCACAGUAUUAAAAUUUUAAAUCUGGCCAAGAACGUGUGCCAAGAGUUCAAAGUGCGCGUCCCUGAUCCCAAAUUCGCGGAGCCGGAGAAUCUUAUUUUGUACAAGAACGAUUUGUUCAUCCACAAGAAGUGCGGCAAUCUUAUCAUUCACUUCAACAUGAAUUUGGAAGCGGACCAGAGCAAGGACGGGAAGACGAGCGGUCGCGCGCCGCAGUUCACGCCGGGAGCCCCACAGAACUGGCACGUCUGGAUCAAAGACGACAAUAAUAGAGAUGUCACCCUAGAUGAAUUCGAGUUCGUGUCCGGCUCCCGGAAAGGCACAAAACUGCCCGGACGAGUCGAAAUGAAACUUAAACAUCAGACGGAUAAGACUCAUUAUCUCUUGUACCUCAGUUUCCAAACGUCUCUGUGCGAUGCUUCGGUUUGCUACUCCCACUUCUUUACAGUCAGGUCGACGAUCCUCGUCCGCGACUCUGUGAAGCCCGUGGAGUCGUACAGGAUCACCUGCAAAGUGAAUCCUGCAAUGACUCGCGCCAGCAAAGCCGAACAGACCAAGAGAUAAUUCUGCACUUGCAAUCGUCCGCUACUUCCAUUGAUUACCUUCAAAUGUAGUGUUAAGAAAAUACUGUUGACAUUAAUUCUUAUAUUUAAGAUGUAAAAUGCUUUAUUUUUUGUUUGUUUUUAUAUCAUUGUUAUAAAAAUGCGUUAAUAAACUUUGU
Messenger RNA from Papilio machaon (common yellow swallowtail), 2640 nucleotides. Its product is annotated as NHL repeat-containing protein 2. The record is from RefSeq and is a predicted model, not a curated record. NCBI's taxonomy places the organism in Eukaryota, Metazoa, Arthropoda, Insecta, Lepidoptera, Papilionidae. The transcript is spliced from 11 exons. Bases 132 to 2483 code for a protein of 783 amino acids. Gene Ontology annotation, molecular function: protein binding.